Culex quinquefasciatus (southern house mosquito) is the source of this 612-nucleotide messenger RNA. RefSeq names its product probable 60S ribosomal protein L37-A (gene RpL37a). Gene Ontology annotation, molecular function: RNA binding; structural constituent of ribosome. The transcript is spliced from 3 exons. Gene Ontology annotation, biological process: translation. Gene Ontology annotation, cellular component: ribosome; cytosolic large ribosomal subunit. Bases 122 to 397 code for a protein of 91 amino acids. The record is from RefSeq and is a predicted model, not a curated record. NCBI's taxonomy places the organism in Eukaryota, Metazoa, Arthropoda, Insecta, Diptera, Culicidae.
CGACUAGCUUGAAAAAAAUUGCUUUCUUGAUUUCCGGCUGUUUGACAAAAGCUCUUUCCGUUUUGUUGUAGAAAAGUGUUCGCACUUAAAUUUGUUACCGCUUGGCAUUUGAGGUUUCAAAAUGACCAAGGGUACCUCCAGCUUUGGUAAACGUCGUAAUAAGACCCAUACGCUGUGCCGUCGGUGCGGCCGGUCUUCUUACCACAUCCAGAAGCACACUUGCUCCCAAUGUGGAUAUCCGUCCGCUAAGAUCCGUACCUACAACUGGUCGAUCAAGGCCAAGAGGAGGAAGACCACCGGAACUGGCCGCAUGCGCUACCUGAAGAUUGUGCGUCGCAAGUUCCGCAACGGUUUCCGCGAGGGACAGGUCGCCAAGCCCCGCAAGGCUGCCGCAUAAACACAACAACAACAAGAGCGAAUACACAUAAACAAACAUCAAGAUCCAUUGUCUUUGCUGCGACUGUGUAAGAAAGACAAUUGAAGCGUGAACCGGCCCGGAUGUCGGUUUGCUUUUCUAUUUGCUUUCUUUUAUUUUCCACGGCACAUGUGUAACAGGAACUUCUUGUGAGAAAUGUUAAGAACAUAAAAUACAAUUUUCUCAAAGACACGUAA